Plasmopara halstedii is the source of this 1143-nucleotide messenger RNA. RefSeq lists its product as uncharacterized. Bases 1 to 1143 code for a protein of 380 amino acids. Gene Ontology annotation, molecular function: aminoacyltransferase activity. The transcript has a single exon. The record is from RefSeq and is a predicted model, not a curated record. Lineage: Eukaryota; Oomycota; Peronosporomycetes; Peronosporales; Peronosporaceae.
AUGCGGACCAGUUCUUUGAUCUCCACGACUUUUGCUCUUGCGACAAUCCAUGUGCGCGGAUCACCAAGCACGUCAACCCGUAGACUCGAAGCCAUUCCUGAGUACGAGGAGAGUGUUCUGAUUGAGAUGGAACAACAUUUCGGGCAAAAGCUGGAGAGAAAAUUGACAAAUCUCCCUACUUGGGGUGCGAGUGACAUUAAGCCGUGGUAUGGUCCGGCUUGGGGAAUGUGGGCCGACAGUAUCAAUUAUGUGGAGACAAAUGGUGAUUUUGCUCCUUCUGCGAAGUACGCGAUGGCCUUUGGAUUAAACGUGGAUGAAUUCAUGGACAAGGUGUCGGCCAAGUUUGGCAUUGAUUCCGUAAAGGAUAAAUCUUCUACGUGUACCUCAUAUUGCGAAGGUCAUGACAAUGAUUGCGCCAUUCGCAAGAACUCGCAAGUCAGGUACUGCGUUUCCCGAUGGAGCAGCAUCUCUGAAGGUGUAGCUCAGGCUUCAUUGCUUGAAAAAGAACCUCGUUGUCCAGUGACUUUCAAUAACGUGACAUUUAAUCCUGAUGAUAUUAAAGGAUUGAUAUCAGUCGUCUAUGCUGAGGCUCAAGUGCCAACGAUAUACGGUGGAAACUACUUCCCAGGCCAAAAUGGGACAUUGGAUGGGAGUGUUCCAUCUGCUCCACCUCAGUAUCGUAACGUGAACCCCGCUUUCUAUCAUAUCACAGCUGCUAACCUUCUGGGAAAGCUCAAUCAAUCUUUCAUUUUCGAUCGGUAUAGUGAUGAGCGAGUCUUAGAUCUCACAGCUUUUGCUUUCGAGGUGACUAGGCUGCAGCGCAUGACGUUGCAGGAGGCUGCGCGAGAGUUCUUCGAUUCGACAUCUUACACUUUUAAUGACAAGGCGACUGAAGUUGUUUAUGUCGCUUCCACUCUGUACUUUGUCGACUCCAAAGUGAAUGAUUACCCUAGCUUACCGUACACCUACAUCUUGGAGUUGGACUCAACGGGAGAUUGUAUCGGGGGUCAGUGGUUGGAGUAUCAGCCAGACGCCAUAUUGAUUCCGAAAGAGAAACCAGCUGCCGACUUGGUCACUGGCAUCGGCAUCAGCUACGCCAAUGUUUUGAUGUUGAUCGAUAAGUCAGCAGCGUGCUCGAAUUAG